Molecule: messenger RNA, 968 nt
Organism: Tyto alba (common barn owl)
Lineage: Eukaryota; Metazoa; Chordata; Aves; Strigiformes; Tytonidae
Gene: OVCA2
Product: OVCA2 serine hydrolase domain containing
Exons: 1
Coding region: 41-889 (282 amino acids)
Biological process (GO): response to retinoic acid
Cellular component (GO): nucleus; cytoplasm
Source: RefSeq, a predicted model, not a curated record
ACCACCGGGGCCCCACGUACCAGCACCGGAAUAGGUGGGGAUGCACCGGGGGUCCCGCCCCCCCUCCCGGCGUAGCUCUCCCCGCCGCGACCUCCCGCCAGCAGGGGGCGCGCUGGCGCGGCAGAGCGUCGUCUCUCCCCGCCGUCCAAUGAACGCGAUGUGUUUCGGCGGGAAAGGAGCGGAUGGUGGGGGGGAGAGCCGGAAGUGGCGCUCUCCUCUUCCGGUGGGGGUGGUCGCCAUGUCGGAGGGGCGGCCGCUGCGGCUGUUGGGGCUUCACGGUUACCGGCAAAGCGAGCGGCGCUUCCGCCAGCGGACAGGCGCCCUGCGCAAGGCCCUGCGCGGCCGCGCGGAGCUGGUGGCGGUCAACGCGCCGCACGCCGUGCCCGGCGGCGAGGACGACGAUAGGGACGACCCACCCCGCGGCUGGUGGUUCUCAGGGCCCGGCACCUUUGAGGCGGGGGAGGCGGCGGCGGCGCCGGCGGGGCUGGAGGAGUCUCUGUCAGCCGUGGCGACGGCGCUGGUGGAGCACGGGCCCUUUGACGGGCUGCUGGGCUUCAGCCAGGGCGCGGCGCUGGCCGCCAUGGUGUGUGCCCUGCGGGCCCGCGGCGACCCCCGCUUCCCCGUGGCCUUCGCCGUCCUGGUGGCCGGUUUUGCCAGCCGCGCCCCGGCCCACGGCCACUUCUACCGGGAGCCCAUCGCCUUGCCCACGCUGCACGUCGUGGGCGAUGCUGACGCCGUCAUCGCGGCCCCCCUCAGCAGGGAGCUGGCCCGGCGCUUCGUGGAGCCUGUUGUCCUCACCCAUCCCGGCGGGCACUUCGUCCCUGCGGCUGCGCCACAGAAGAAGGCCUACCUCGACUUCUUGGACCGUUUCCACCCCAGACAGGGAUAGGCAGAGCCCCCGGGGGCUGGGGCGGUUUGAUAACAGUCUCUGUAAUAAAUGAGGCUCCAGCAAGCCACGUGCAGCCUGC